CCCCGGAUCCUUGAUGACGAGGAGCUCCGUAAUCGCGUCGCAAAGUGGAGAUAAAUCAACGAAUGAUAAACGUCAGCGUAAAUGCCUGGUUCUAGUGAAUUAUUGAGUUUGGGCCAAUUCGUGACUGUGCCCGAACUCACUCCUAAGGUUGGAGAUUUGAUCGAAAUCGACCGCACGCUCUACAUCCAUUGGGCUGUCUACGUCGGAGACGGCAGAGUGGUCCACGUCGUUGGGCCCAACGCGGAGGACAUACCGACCGAUUGGGCAUUUGUGCAGAAGUCGUCGUUGGAGCAGGUUGCGGGCUGCUCGAGAGUUCGGGUGAACAAUAAAUCUGUGCGAGCGAGAGAACGAGGCGUCAAGCCCCUUGAGAAGGAGAAAGUCGUUCAGUAUGCGCUCGAGAAUCUCGAUCAGAAGGUCGAGUACAAUGUCCUCACGAGGAACGCCGAGUUCUAUGUGACCCAGUGGAAGUACGGCCACGGAUGGAGCGAUCAGGCAUCGAUCGCUCUCAGCGUAAUGAAAUCGCUCAACGGUGACAUCAAAAUGGGUCACAAUACAUUUCUCACGGGACUUCAAGCGGUCUUCGACAGCCCAAUCAUUAAUUACAAAUCUCCGAGAGGUCCGCAACGCAGGAGCAGUUCACUUCAGUCGACCACCUGACAUACGGAGGGACCUCGCAAGGCGAGGUCCUCUUCGUCUCAAAGCAGCGAAACCGACAUCGAGAUGGAAUGAAAGUGUUCUGAGAGAUCGUCGAGCCAGCCGUUCAGCCAUAAACCGAUUUCACGAAGUAC
Galendromus occidentalis (western predatory mite) is the source of this 788-nucleotide messenger RNA. Its product is annotated as HRAS-like suppressor 3. The coding region runs from base 82 to 657 and encodes 191 amino acids. The record is from RefSeq and is a predicted model, not a curated record. The transcript has 2 exons. Gene Ontology annotation, cellular component: cytoplasm. Gene Ontology annotation, molecular function: glycerophospholipid phospholipase A1 activity; A2-type glycerophospholipase activity. Gene Ontology annotation, biological process: N-acylphosphatidylethanolamine metabolic process. Lineage: Eukaryota; Metazoa; Arthropoda; Arachnida; Mesostigmata; Phytoseiidae.